This is a messenger RNA of Cuscuta europaea, 1437 nucleotides long. The record is from the annotation of a GenBank genome assembly. Lineage: Eukaryota; Viridiplantae; Streptophyta; Magnoliopsida; Solanales; Convolvulaceae.
CAGGGAGACAUUUUUCACAUCACUCGGCACUUCCACCCGAUCAAAAGAAAUUUGAAGGAAAAAACAAGUUGUUUCGAGCACCUGACUAUUAUUACAAGUAGAUAUGGUGAUGUGGGUAUUCGGAUACGGGUCACUGAUAUGGAAACCGGGUUUCCACUACGAUGACUGCCUUGUGUGUUUCAUUAAACGCUAUCGUCGCGUCUUCUACCAAGGCAGUACUGACCACAGAGGAACUCCGGAAUUCCCGGGCCGGACAGUGACGUUGGAGCCUGCAGAUGGGGAGAUAUGCUGGGGUAUUGCUUACAAGAUAACUAAAAAGGAAGAUCAAGAAGUAGCGAUAACGUAUCUCGAAGUGAGGGAAAAGCAGUAUGACAAGAAGGUCUAUCUGGAUGUUUUCACUGAGCUAACGGCUUCCACUCCCGCCAUUUCAAAUGUACUGCUGUAUGUAGCUUCUCAAGACAAUAAAAUCAACAGCAACUAUUUGGGGCCUGCGCCACUUGAUGAAAUUGCCAGACAAAUUGUUCGUGCUGAAGGGCCUUCUGGACCAAACAGAGAUUACCUUUUUCAACUUGAGAAAGCACUUGGUCUGUUAGGUCAAGAACCUCAAUUAUUUGCAAAGUGGUGGUUUGUUAGCAAGGCUAUCUUACAGAUGUGAAGAUAAGCACAUCACUGAUCUCGCAAAGGAGGUGCGGCACAUCCUUGCAGAGGCCAUCUAAUCGCUCCUGACCCCAAUUAUCUAUAUUGUUUCGCCUUUUGUCAUCACCGGGUCUGCAUUUCCUUAAGGUCUAUUUUGUUGUAGCCAUGGAAGGGUUUGAAGUGAAAGGUUUGAGGGGCCUGAGUCCAUUCUUCAUAUAUAUUUUGCAUUAAAAUACAAUUAAAGAGUACAUAGUAUGUAAUCGUACAUGAUCUCCCCGUAUAAACUAUGCCCUCCAAAGCCUUCUCCCCCAACUCCCUUUAGAAACAACCUUCAUCCAUAAUUGCCCUUAAGAGAUGCAUUUGUUAUUCCUGAGUUCCUGACAUUUGUGCUUGAAAGUAGAAUGCAUUCAUAUGUGGUGGGUGCUAUGAGACAAUGUUAAAUCUGAAUAUUUAGUAAAAUUUUAUGCUAUAUUAUAAUAAGAGAUGAGGAGAGAAUGAAUCAAUAUAUAUUCUCUUCCGAUUGCGUGUUUUGGAUAUCUUAGUGACUUGAUCUCUUUCAAGUUUCAAUUUGACUAUGCUCUCAGGCUCUCUCUCUGCCUUCCCCUCAGAACCCCUCCAUCCAGACAGACCCCAAGUGUUCAAUGGAUACAUGCAUUGAAAUAUUACAAUGAGAUUGGACAAAUGAGAUUUUGAAUUUUUUUUAAUAGUUGUCAUUUGCGCCCUUUGUAUUACUGAGCCUAUUGGCAACAUUUUAACUUGAGGUUUCCCAUUACUACUUGAGUUAUUUGAAAAUUCAUAGUA